Molecule: messenger RNA, 1989 nt
Organism: Clavispora lusitaniae ATCC 42720
Lineage: Eukaryota; Fungi; Ascomycota; Pichiomycetes; Serinales; Metschnikowiaceae
Product: ferric reductase family protein
Biological process (GO): iron ion transport; copper ion import; intracellular iron ion homeostasis
Cellular component (GO): plasma membrane
Molecular function (GO): ferric-chelate reductase activity
Source: RefSeq, a predicted model, not a curated record
AUGAGAAUCCUUUCGCUUUUAUUUAUUCUACUAGCUUCUGUCCAAGGCUUGGUGGUGGUGGACUCAGAUGUCGCUUCUGCUUGUAUAUACUACAUGAAGCAGUUUGACUGGGGCUGCGGGAGUACAGGCCAGGGCAUGAAAGCGUACAUGUGUCGGUGUGCCAAUGUGGACUGGUUGGGAUCUGUUUCCCAUUGUAUUGCCGAAUAUGGUGAAAACCGUGGUAAAACUCGCCAUGCCUGGCAUCAUGUCAGAACAAGAUGCAUACAAAAAGCUGACCUAUACUAUUCCGUGGACGAACUAGAAGCUUAUUCAGAGAAUGCUACGCAAUACUUGAAACAACCAACGGCAAUGGAUGCCAUGAAACAGGUUUACCACCCUCUCGGGGUUAAUGAAAGUGCCUUUGGAGUGUACUUGCGCAGUUUCCGCCAAAUCAAUCAUCACGUAUACAAGAGUCAAUGGCUUGGAUGGGGGCUUGUAUUUUAUUGGGCUGCAUUGGUUGUUAUUUACACCCUUGCCAAUUUAUCAUGGAAAUUAUUCCGCUUCAACUUAUUUGGCAAGACUCUUUCUCAAAUCCACCAAAAGUACCUUUGCCAGGAUAUUGGCCUCUUUGGAUUGAACCGCCUUAAUGUCAUUGUGAUGUUUCUUUCUCUAGUGCAAACUGUGCUAUCUACUGCAUUGUCCUACACUGUGGAGCUUCCCAAUGUUUAUAUGACACAGAGCUACUUCCUCACUCUUGAUUUGAUUGGUUAUAGAAGUGCUAUUCUUUCUUUCUCUUUAAUGCCAGUGUGCUACAUUUUUGGUCUUCGGAAUAAUCCAUUUACGUGGAUGACAGGCCUUCCACAGGCAGAGUUCAUCAAAUAUCACAAAUUUGUGGCAUUGAUCUUUUCUUUAGAGGCUUUGGUGCAUUCCUCCAUUUGGACUGCUUAUGCGAUUCGUUCUGAUGGCUACAAAGUAUGGGCCGUGGACGACUACUGGCGCUGGGGAAUUGUGGGUACCGUAUUAUUGUUUUUGAUGAUUGGACAAAGUAUCCGCAUUGUGCGUUCUGCAAUCUAUGAGACCUUUUUAUUUGUGCACAAGAUCUUUGGAUGGUUGUUUAUUGUUUCAAUGUGGUACCACUGUAACAUCUUGGGCUGGAUGGGAUGGGUUUAUUCCCUUAUCGCCCUCGUUGCAUAUGACCGAGUCAUGCGUCUCUUCAAGACGUUUGUCAUUAAUAGAGGCUAUGUCCGGAUACGUGUUUCGGUGAUUGACUCUCGUGUUUUGAAAAUUACCAUCCCAAAACCAUCUCUCUUUGAUGUUGCCUAUGAACCGGGAACUUAUUUGUACAUGAGUUUUUACCAUUGGCCAAUCUGGUACCAGUGUUGGCAAUCGCAUCCAUUCAGUAUCUUAUCUUCUCCAGUCGAGGCGGAGAACCACAUUACAGUCUAUGUUCGUGUCAAGAAGGGAAAUACCAAGUCUCUCUCGACACUUAAAACUGAUGAAAAAGGAAACGUGUAUAUGUGGGCCCUCAUUGAAGGUCCUUAUGGAGAGAAAGCUGAGCACUUUGGUGAUAAUGAUGCCGUUGUUGGAAUCAGUGGAGGCAUGGGUGUAUGUAGCAUUCUUCCCGCUUUCUACAACAAUAGCGCCAUUUCGCGUCUUUACUGGGUGAUCAACAAUCCUGACGAGUUAGAGAUCUUACGUGCUGAUUUGGACUACUUGGCGGAUCAUGGUUGUGAUGUUCGCGUAUUCUUAACUCAUUCGGUUUCCAAGGAGGAUAGCAUACUGCUUGAGAAAAUGGCACCAUAUCUUACGUUGCUAGAGCAACGUCCCGAUGUGGGCCAGUUUGUUGCAGAGGCAGUUCAGCUUGCUCAUGAGCUGGGAAAAACAAACUUAUCUAUUUUGUCGUGUGGUCCUGGCCACAUGGAUCUGCAAAUCAAGCACAACGUUGGGAAGCAGAUUAAAGUGGGACUGGAUCUUUCGAUCAGAUAUAUUCUGGAAAACAGCCAAUGGUGA